AUGACCGCCAUCCAAGCUGUCUUUAUUCGAGGCUACGAAGAGCGUACGUCCCCCAAACCACACAUAGUUUAUCGCAUCGACAUCCAAGCUCACGUCCGAUCAUGGCAAAUGUGGCGCCGCUAUUCCGAGUUCGAUGACCUCCACGCCGAGCUCACCAAAGCAACAGGGGUGCCCCCACCGUGCACGCUUCCACCCAAACACAAGUUUUCCAUCCUGCGUUCCCACACCAAUAACAAGGCCUUGGAGGAGCGACGCGUGGGACUAGAAGCCUAUCUACGGGCCAUCGUCAGUGCAAAGGAGGACAAAUGGCGAGAAACAUAUGCGUUCAAAGAGUUUCUGGGGGUGCCCAUUGGGAAACUGGGCAACGACGGGGCUGCUGCGCCGACCCAGUUCACGUCUGCGUCAUGGCUUGACGAACACGCAGAGCUGCAGGCGCGCCUGCGGGACGUGUGGGCGGAUAUCAACAGACGCGAUGCGCUCUCCGAUCGUGGGGAUGUCGUCUCGGCACACAAGAGCAACGUCGGGGCAAAAUCCAAACUGGCUGGUGUGCUAUCCCGGAUUGGUACGCUUGGACGCGGGCUGCAGGAGCUAGGAAUGGGUGGUAUGAGCGAGGGUGAACUGCAGCGGCGUACGGAUAUGGUCGCGCGCUUGCAGGAUGACUGCGAGAAGCUGAGUCGCGUUGUGUCGGUUGCCCGCCAGACAGGCAUGAGACCCGGGGGGACCACCUCUUCUGCUGCGGCUGCAGUUUCGUCAACGAGGCCGGCAGAAGCGGAUAGAGAAGCGUUGCUGGGUCCCGCAGCGACCAAGCCAGCCAGACGCGUCUUCGGUGCCCCGCCUCAGGAAACGGAGGUUACGCGUCCACUGGACAACGUCGGCCUGCUUAGCAUGCAGCAAACCCAGAUUCAACAACAGGAUAACCAACUCUCACAACUGACAACAAUCCUGCAGCGGCAAAGACACCUUGGGGAAGCUAUUGGAAGUGAGAUUGCUUUGCAGAUAGAGAUGCUAGACGAUCUAUCAGGUGAGGUGGACAGAGUUGGAGGCAAACUGCACUCUGCGAGCAAGCAGAUGAACAAAUUAUCAUGA
Messenger RNA from Psilocybe cubensis, 1086 nucleotides. Its product is annotated as Vacuolar morphogenesis protein 7-like protein. The transcript has a single exon. Gene Ontology annotation, cellular component: intracellular membrane-bounded organelle. Bases 1 to 1086 code for a protein of 361 amino acids. Lineage: Eukaryota; Fungi; Basidiomycota; Agaricomycetes; Agaricales; Agrocybaceae. The record is from RefSeq and is a predicted model, not a curated record. Gene Ontology annotation, molecular function: phosphatidylinositol binding.